Molecule: messenger RNA, 1772 nt
Organism: Aspergillus sclerotioniger CBS 115572
Lineage: Eukaryota; Fungi; Ascomycota; Eurotiomycetes; Eurotiales; Aspergillaceae
Product: serine/threonine-protein kinase
Exons: 6
Coding region: 316-1545 (409 amino acids)
Biological process (GO): protein phosphorylation; cellular response to oxidative stress
Molecular function (GO): calcium/calmodulin-dependent protein kinase activity; ATP binding
Source: RefSeq, a predicted model, not a curated record
CUCUCGGCCAGCGGUCUUUCUUCUGCGAUAUCUCUGUCGCUCUCGCUCUCUCUCUCUCCCCGGUCUCCUUCCGACCGACGCUGCAUUGCAUUGCUUUGCCUCGCACGUGCAGCAACCAGCAGGAGAUAAGCCCCGACCAGAUCCUGUCCUCGACGAAUCUCUCCGACGCGACCUUUGCGGCCUUACUUGAACCGCCCCGCUAUCUCCCUCACGUGCGGGGUUCCCAUCAGCUUCGCGCUCGCCGGCUCAGAGCCCACCGCACACUACCUACCGAUUAUCCCCUAGGGCCCUCACUAAGGUCCUUCCCCAGACACCAUGAGUUUUCAUACCAUGCUCAACAAGCUGUCGGGACAGCCAGAGAGCUACGAGAAAAAGUCUCACUACAAAUUUGGAAGAACACUCGGAGCUGGCACAUACGGUAUCGUCCGUGAAGCCGAUAGCAGCAAAGGAAAGGUCGCCAUCAAGAUCAUCUUGAAAAAAAAUGUCCGGGGCAACGAGCAGAUGGUCUACGAUGAACUAGAGAUGCUGCAGGCUCUCGACCAUCCCAACAUUGUCCACUUCGUCGACUGGUUUGAAUCGAAGGACAAAUUCUACAUUGUCACUCAGCUGGCCACUGGUGGUGAGCUGUUCGACCGGAUUUGCGAGUACGGCAAGUUCACGGAGAAGGAUGCCUCUCAGACUAUCCGACAGGUGCUUGGUGCUGUCAACUACCUGCAUGAGCGCCAUAUUGUUCAUCGGGACUUGAAACCCGAGAACCUUCUCUAUCUCACUCCCCUGCCCGAUUCUCCCUUAGUUCUCGCCGACUUCGGUAUCGCCAAGAUGCUGGACAAUCCGAGCGAGGUUCUGACCAGCAUGGCGGGCUCGUUCGGCUACGCCGCCCCCGAGGUCAUGCUCAAGCAAGGUCACGGCAAGGCUGUCGACAUGUGGUCUCUCGGUGUCAUCACCUAUACCCUUCUUUGUGGAUACUCCCCCUUCCGGUCCGAAAACCUGUCCGACCUGAUUGAAGAGUGCCGAACCGGAAAAAUCAUCUUCCACGAGCGCUACUGGCGCGAUGUCUCGAAGGAUGCCAAGGACUUCAUCCUCACGCUGCUGCAGCCGGAUCCUGCUAAGCGUGUCACGUCCGAGGAGGCCUUGAAGCACACCUGGUUGACGGGUGAGUCGGCCAGCGACCGCGACUUGCUGCCCGAGAUCCGCGCCUACCUUGCUCGCUCUCGUCUCCGCCGCGGAAUCGAAAUCAUCAAACUGGCCAACCGCAUUGAGGCGCUCAAAAUGCAGGAAGAUGACGAAGACAUUCCCAGCCCUGUGGAGAUGGCAGCAUCGGAGGAUGCUUCUGGCUCGACGCCUUUCCCGCAACUCUCGCCCAAUGGCAAGUCGGCAUCUGUGCCUGUCGACGGUGAGACUGCGGGUAAGAAGAAGCGCAGUCUCAGCAAAAUCGCCCGCGGAGCGAUCUUCCGGGAGGUUGUGCUCGCCAAGGUUCGCGAGGUGAAGGAAAACGAGGAGCGGGAGAAGGUCGAGCGCGAAGCUCGUGAGCGGACACAUUCAUGAGGGCUGGCCGGACAGCGUUGAUAGAGUUUGAUUUGUGUGCACCGGUAAUUCUUGUUGGGUCUAGGACCAUCACUGAACUGUUCUUCUGUGAAUAACUUUCGAUGAUUCCCCGUUCAUAUACUUGUUUGUUGGUUGUCAACAAGGUCUGGACUUUUUGGAGGCUUUAACUUAGGGAGAUAAUAUUUCUUUUCAUUGUGAUCUGAAUGAACUUGCUGCAUACUGCACGA